GUCGAGAGGCAAACAUAUCAUUUAUUUGUACAAUGAAUAGGCUUUUGGUUCUCGCUUGCUUAUUAGCUGUGAGCUUUGCUCGUCCUGACGGUGUUCUUGAAGGCAACGACGGACAUGUAUUAGUAUCCCAAAGUUCCAUCGGAACAUACAAAUUCGCGGUGCAGCUUAAGGAUAACCUUAGAUGGGAAGAAAGGUUGGCAGAUGGUACUAUUAGAGGCGAAUACUCCGUACCUGACGAAAGUGGGGUACCAAAGGUUAUUCGCUACACUUCCGGAAAAGACGGAUUCCAGAUCGUUGAUGGUCCUGUGCCUGUGGCACCAGUUGAUGAAAAAGUCCUAUGA
This is a messenger RNA of Anthonomus grandis grandis, 341 nucleotides long. RefSeq lists its product as uncharacterized. The record is from RefSeq and is a predicted model, not a curated record. The transcript has 2 exons. Lineage: Eukaryota; Metazoa; Arthropoda; Insecta; Coleoptera; Curculionidae. The coding region runs from base 33 to 341 and encodes 102 amino acids.